AUUGAAAAUAAUUCACCGUAGUACAAUUUCUGUUCUAUCAGGAUUUGCUUUUAAAUGAAAAUAAAGAGAAAAUUCAUUUACUUGUAAACAUUGUUUUAUAGACUUCGUAUUAAAUUUGAAACAUUUGCGGCGCCACGAAAAAAAAAAAAAAUGAAUUCUAGUAGAAAUACGUUCCUCAUGACUUCCACGUAGAGUACUAUUCGGAAUAAUAGAUCUGUAAAGAAUUCAAAAUUUGCUUAUGACUACUGUGAUAGCUUUAAGAAGCAUUUCGAGUUAUUUUAACUACGUCACCAAAAAUAUCGUAUUGCUAAUAUUUACUCUGUUUGUUAGCAUACCAGCAGAUAUUUUAAUUCAAAUUUGAACCGUCAGCUAAACCUUCCCAAAAACUGAAAUAUAUUGAGUCCCUAAUGCCGAGUUCGAUACGUUUAACGUUUCGAGUUCGGAGCCAUAAUCGCUUAAUUGAAAAGUUUGCGCGACGACAGCGAUAUGGCAUGCUUAUAGUUAAAAAAAUUAUUUUAUUUUUUAACAUCGACCCUGCUAUGGUGAACACUUCUGCCGAAAAUUUUAUAAUUUUCUAAUGCCAUCCCUAAAGUAGUGCUCUGGAAACACUUUGAAAUGCUUAUGUACACUUGUUAGUCUUCAUUCGCUUGUUCAAAGAUGCUAAUCACGAGAAAAUUUUUAUUUAUUUGGGAAUGGAAAAAAUUCAAAAAAAGUUCCAAACCUUUAGUUUGGCACAAUUUUUUUUGUUAAUGUAAUUCUUUUCUCAUAAAUUUCGACCAACUUGGGUCAAAAAGUGUGAGCAAUACUUCUAAGUUAAUACGUAGAUUACCAACCUUGAAUUAAUAAAUUAGUGUAAUGGUGUUGAUUCCCAAAAAAUUCAUACAAUACUUUUUCUUAUCCGUUUAUGAUUAUCUCGAUUCAUCUUAGAUUUAAAAGUCGCAUAGAUGAAAGUGAGUCCGUGUCUUACAUUUACUUAGCUUUUCAGAUCCGAAAACUAUAGGGGACCGACUGCCUCGAAUCUUCAUCUUACUUGUUCCUAAUUCUCUUUUUUACACGAUCAAUAACCCAUUCGAUCAGCUCUUAACCCCACUUAACUGAUUUUCUAACUUAGCAUAGCGAUUUUCGAAUGUUCAACACUCGAAUUAUAUUUUGUUUUAAGUGGUAAUAAAAGUAGCAAUAAAAUUUUGCAGGUUUUUUAUGAGCGAAUGCACAAAAAGAUAAUUAAAAUAGAUAAAUAAAAAAAAAAAUAGAAAAAUUUUUCGAGAAUGUUUUCAAAACGUUAUCGGAAAUUUACCAAGCAAGCAGGUCCCACCGUAUCUUCCGUACAUAAUUUUAUGCAUUACCAAAUCCGCAUUCAAAAAAUUUUUUGAAACAAUAUUUUAUUGUGUAGAAUUUGGAAAUAAAAUAAUAAACAAGAGAAACAAUAAACAAAUACAACCAUGAACCAAAGAGGAUCUUUUCAGGUUCUUAUCCUUCAUUUAUUUUUUAUAAUUUUUAAACAAGGCGAAGGAGAAAACAGCGAUCAAUGGGUUUGUACUCCAAAUGAUUAUUGUGUUAUUGAUGAAGCUGCCAAUGUGGGCGACGUAAAGCGUUUCGAAAGCCAACACGACUGCCGAUUGUCAUGUGGUAAAUACGGCGCUAUUUGGCCAAUGCCGACUGGUGACUGUGUGCUUGGCCAUGAACGCAUUCAUUUUGAUCCGUGGAAAGUACGUUUCAAUAUUAUGGCUAAUAGCUCAUGGACCAAGCAAUUUUUACGUGAGACGAAUCGAAUCUUUGUAAGUAAUAUUAUCAAAGAAUGUUUACGAAAUUGCACAGUCGAGAGAAGUAAAGAAAUUUUGGUGAGGGUAGCCGUGAAUUCUACAAGUCUAACAUUAGAUUGGGAGUCUGAUGAAUCGUAUAAGCUAAACAUAAGGACAACAGGCGCUGCUACCUUUGUGGAUAUUAAAGCUGAAACUGUUUAUGGAGCCAGACAUGCUUAUGAGACACUAAGCAACGUUAUAACGGGUAGUGCAGCUAAUGGCUUGCUAAUGAUUAAUUCAGCUAGGAUACAUGAUCGUCCGAUAUAUCCCCACCGCGGUGUGUUGUUGGACACAGCACGAAAUUUUAUACCGUUACGACAAAUACGUAAUACUAUUGACGCUAUGGCAUCUUCAAAACUUAAUAUUUUUCAUUGGCAUGUGGUGGAUACACAUAGUUUCCCUCUAGAAAUUACUAGAAUCCCCGAAAUGCAACGAUUCGGUGCUUAUUCUCCAACCAAUGUCUACACACGGAGUGAAACUAUUAAUAUGAUCAAGUAUGCUCGCUUACGAGGAAUACGUAUUCUGAUUGAAAUCGAUGGUCCUUCGCAUGCAGGCAACGGGUGGCAAUGGGGCCCUAUGGCAGGUAUGGGUAAUUUAGUCGUGUGUGCUAAUCAAAAACCUUGGCGUUCAUACUGUGUACAACCGCCAUGUGGACAGUUGAAUCCUCUUAACGAUAAUAUGUACUCCGUAAUGAAAGAGAUCUAUGAGGAUAUAGCCGAAGUAGGUGCACCUGAGGAAACGAUACAUAUGGGAGGAGAUGAAGUUUUCAUACCCUGCUGGAAUGCUACCGAAGAGAUAACCCAAAAAAUGCUUGCAACUGGCUUCGAUUUGAGUCUACAGAGUUUCUAUAAACUAUGGUCCAUAUUUCAUGGUAAAAACGUAGAAUCAUGGGAUGAAGUAAAUCAGCGUCAAUUCCCCUACAUAAAGGAACCAAAACCAGUUAUUAUCUGGUCGAGUCAUAUAACUGAUCCCGAAAUAAUUGAAAACCAUUUGCCCAAAGAAAGAUUUAUUAUACAAACAUGGGUUGCUUCAAAUUCCUCUCUGAAUCCAAUGCUUUUAGACCUAGGCUAUAGAGUAAUCAAGUCUACUAAAAAUGCCUGGUAUUUGGAUCAUGGUUUCUGGGGACGCACUGUGUACUACAACUGGGCUACGGUUUACAAUAAUAAAAUGGAAUUGCACCCGAAUGUACUGGGAGGAGAGGUCUGCAUGUGGAGUGAAUAUGUUGAUGAAUUUGGUGUUGAGAGCCGUAUAUGGCCGCGAGCUGGAGCUGCUGCUGAACGUUUGUGGUCUAAUCCAAAGUCUGGUUCAUAUCAAGCACAAUAUCGCUUCUAUCGUUAUAGACAACGUCUUAUUUCAAGAGGUAUACGACCUGACGCUAUAAUACCGAAAUGGUGCAUUCUGAAUGAAAAUCAUUGCAUGUAAAUUUUCUGUUUUCCUUGCAAUAUGUAAUAAAAUCAGAAAUUAAAGGAAGUUUUACAUAA
Glossina fuscipes is the source of this 3280-nucleotide messenger RNA. It is a transcript of the gene Hexo2, whose product is annotated as chitooligosaccharidolytic beta-N-acetylglucosaminidase. The transcript is spliced from 7 exons. The record is from RefSeq and is a predicted model, not a curated record. Gene Ontology annotation, biological process: glycosaminoglycan metabolic process; ganglioside catabolic process; carbohydrate metabolic process. Gene Ontology annotation, cellular component: membrane. NCBI's taxonomy places the organism in Eukaryota, Metazoa, Arthropoda, Insecta, Diptera, Glossinidae. Gene Ontology annotation, molecular function: beta-N-acetylhexosaminidase activity. Bases 1440 to 3221 code for a protein of 593 amino acids.